GUGCUCGAUUUAUCAUCAUACACCGUACCAUACAAAACAAACGGGAAGUGGGAAAGGGACAAGCUUUAUGAAAUUUAUCGACCUUUGAAAAGAUUGUGGAGUGCCGGAAAUAUAUAUAUAUUUUGUAAAUCCCUUCAGCUACCUAGUUAAUUAUAUCGGAUAAGUUCUAGGAGUAACCAUUCAAGCGGUACUUCUGCAUCCAGAGCAAGAGACUGGGGUGUAGGACAUGGCAAGUAGGGGUGGUGCAACACGACCCAAUGGGCCGAACACAGGCAACAAGAUCUCCCAGUUCAAAUUAGUACUCUUAGGGGAGUCCGCCGUGGGAAAGUCCAGUCUUGUACUUCGCUUCGUCAAGGGCCAGUUUCAUGAAUUCCAAGAGAGCACAAUCGGAGCUGCCUUCCUGACUCAGACAGUAUGUUUGGAUGACACAACAGUCAAGUUUGAGAUCUGGGACACAGCUGGUCAGGAGCGCUACCACAGCUUAGCACCCAUGUACUACAGAGGUGCCCAGGCCGCAAUCGUGGUCUACGACAUCACUAACAAAGAGUCCUUUGCACGAGCAAAGAACUGGGUUAAGGAGCUUCAGAGACAAGCCAGUCCAAAUAUUGUAAUAGCUUUAGCUGGGAACAAAGCUGACCUUGCAAACAAAAGAGCAUUGGAUUUUCAGGAUGCCCAGUCAUACGCAGAUGAUAACAGUUUACUGUUCAUGGAAACAUCAGCAAAGACCUCUAUGAACGUUAAUGAGAUGUUCAUGGCUAUUGCAAAGAAAUUACCCAAGAACGAGCCUCAAGCUGACGGCGCGUACAGUGGGCGCAACCGGGGAGUGGAUCUUACGGAGGCAGCUCAGCCGGCCAGUCGCUCCUGCUGCAGUACCUAAACCUGGCCCACUCUUCCCACAUGCACCUUCCCCCUCUCCUCCUAACUUUGAAUAACAUCUGGACAUGGUGUUCCCCUUUCUGACAUCAGACCUUCCACCUCUCGUCCUUUCUCCCCGGAAUAGCUAAAGACUGUAUAGCUGCAUUUAAUACUUUUUUUGUUUUUACUUUCAUUUUUUUUUUUUAAGUGUCAGUAUAAUGUAUGCAUGUAU
This is a messenger RNA of Oncorhynchus gorbuscha (pink salmon), 1087 nucleotides long. RefSeq names its product ras-related protein Rab-5A-like. Lineage: Eukaryota; Metazoa; Chordata; Actinopteri; Salmoniformes; Salmonidae. The transcript is spliced from 6 exons. The coding region runs from base 227 to 877 and encodes 216 amino acids. Gene Ontology annotation, molecular function: GTP binding; GTPase activity. The record is from RefSeq and is a predicted model, not a curated record.